Messenger RNA from Synchiropus splendidus (mandarinfish), 13239 nucleotides. RefSeq names its product crumbs cell polarity complex component 2a (gene crb2a). The transcript is spliced from 14 exons. Gene Ontology annotation, biological process: establishment or maintenance of epithelial cell apical/basal polarity; heterophilic cell-cell adhesion. NCBI's taxonomy places the organism in Eukaryota, Metazoa, Chordata, Actinopteri, Syngnathiformes, Callionymidae. Gene Ontology annotation, molecular function: calcium ion binding. The record is from RefSeq and is a predicted model, not a curated record. Gene Ontology annotation, cellular component: plasma membrane; protein-containing complex. Bases 732 to 4991 code for a protein of 1419 amino acids.
GUGGGUCCAGUUCUGCCCUCAUUAACAGCCACUCCGGGACGGUGCCGAGCAUGCCAACCUCCAAACACAUCACAGCAACAGUGUGAGCUGCUCCCGCGGUACGCAGCAGCAUGUCAGCGGCAUAGACGUCCACUCUUGAACUGUCUUACCUUGUGGUCCUGUGUGGACCCAAGUCGGUGCAGUUGCCAUGGAGUUGGGGAAACUGCAUUUGAAUCUGAAGACCCUUCUGCUGACAAUGAUGAUGUUCAAAUGGGCAUGGGACUUAAUCAUCUGCCCUCCUCACAACUAUCCACUUCCGUCUCCUCCUGCCACAACGAUGAACCUUAUGAUUGUCCUCCCCUUCCUCCCCUGUGCUUUCUCUCUCUCUGUUGUACACCAUGUCCUCUGUCUUCGCUGUAAAACACCGUCAAGUGUCCAAAAAGUGGCUUCAAUAGAAGGCGCCAUGUUGGAACGCUCAGACAGUGAUUAUCACAGAGAGGAUGGAGAUGGCCAACAUCCCAGCUUGACACCUCUCACUGGUCCCUGGCUGACAGUGAGGGCGUCCGGCGAGGGAGAGACAUGUCACUCAGCCUGACGCUGUCUGAUCUGUUUUCUCUCUGUCUCAAGACUCAGGAUCAUCCUUGUGUUUGUCACUUUACAGUCAGAGGAUAAUCGCAGGGAUCCUCUGCACAGCCACUUCGGUCAAAUGCCUGUCUUCCCCUUGCCAAAAUGGAGGCACCUGUGUGGACACCAUGAGCGAUUACGCCUGCAUCUGUGCCACAGACGGGGUCCGAUACACGGGCAAGAACUGUGAUGAGCUCUACGACCCCUGCAUCUUUGCUUCGUGUGAGAACUGUAUCAGCAUCCCCGGCACCUCGCAGUUCCACUGCCUCUGCCCUCAAGGCCUGACAGGUGACAACUGCACGGAGCAAGUGGACGAGUGCCAGAGCAACCCCUGCUCCGAGCCCCGCUCCUACUGCGUGGAUCAGCUGAACGGAUACUUCUGCAGGUGUCCUCCAGGGUACGGAGGCUGGAACUGCCGAACUCAUGUGACGGACUGCAUUGAUGAGCCCUGCAGGAACAACGGCACCUGUGUGCUGAAGCCGCAGGGCUUCGAGUGCCGGUGUGCGCCGGGGUUUGAGGGGAAGACCUGUGAGGAAGAUAUCAAUGAGUGUCUGUCAGAGCCGUGUCAGAACGGAGCCAUCUGUGUGGACGAGGUGGCAGAAUUCCACUGCUUCUGCGUGCCUGGCUUUCAAGGGUACAACUGUGAGAUAGACAUCAACGAGUGUGCGUCACGACCCUGCGAGAACAACGCCACCUGCAUCAACGAGAAGGACCACUACGUCUGCGAGUGCUUGCUCGGCUUCACAGGGGUCAACUGCGAAACGGAGAUUGAUGAGUGUGAGCUGCAGCCCUGCCUCAACGGAGCCACCUGCCGUGACCUUGUCGGCAUGUACCUGUGCGACUGCCUUCCUGGCUUUGAUGGGGUCGACUGCGAAGUGGAUGUUGAUGAGUGUGCGAGUCAGCCCUGCCAAAAUGGAGCUGUCUGUCAUGACAUGGUGAAUGGCUAUGCUUGCGACUGCACGGACACUGGAUUUGAGGGGGUUCACUGUGAAGUGGACAUCCCUGAGUGUGCGUCGGACCCCUGCCAGCACGGUGCCACAUGUAUUGAGGACGUCAAAGGAUACAGCUGCCUCUGCUGGCCAGGGUUUGAGGGAACAAACUGUGAGGUUGACAUUGAUGAGUGUGCCGAGAAACCCUGUGACAACGGGGGAGAUUGUUUUGAACGCUCGGAUCCGAGCCACUGGGACCUGGAGUGGGAGCUUCGCUUUGCAGACGCAGCUGGAUAUAUUUGUCAGUGCCAGCCUGGUUUUGCAGGAGAGAACUGUUCCUUCAAUAUUGACGAGUGUGAAUCUGAACCGUGCCAAAACGGCGGCUAUUGUAAGGAUCAAGUUAACGGCUACAGCUGCAUGUGCGCCACUGGAUUUCUGGGGAAGCUAUGCGAGGUGAACGUUGAUGAAUGUGCGAGCCAGCCCUGUCAGAAUGGUGGAAGGUGCGAGGAUGGAAGAGCUUCCUACGUCUGCCACUGUCCAGAACCUAAACCUGGCCAGCUCCCCUGGGGAGGCGACCUCUGCAAUGUCAGGCUUUAUGGCUGUGUUGGCCACGAAUGUCAGAACGGGGCCAGUUGCCAUCCUUGGCUGGAGAGAGGGGAACAUGGCCACACGUGCUUGUGCGCUCCAGGCUUCUACGACGAGCACUGCUCCACACGAACCACGUUCUCUUUCUCCUCUCCAAGUUUCAUCCAGAUUGAAGUCGAGCAUAGAGCUCGCAGGGAGGUGGAGCACCAUGAUCAUCCAGGUGUCGGAGUACAGCUGCGCUUCAGGACUACAAUACCAAAUAUGUUGCUCUUUUAUCGCGGGAAUGAGGACAACCAUCUUCUUCUGGAGAUUGUGGACGGACACUUACACGCAAGAGCUUUUUCGGAGGAAUCUGAACUACAUGCUCCAAUCGAUGACUUGGUCAGUGAUGGAGAGUGGAGAGACGCCCACGUAAUAUUGUCAAAUGAAGGUCUGGUGAUAAUACUAAAAGGUCCUGGCUGCGGUCAAGAGGGUUGUAAAUCCAGCGACAGCGGUGCCAAUGACCCACCGUUCCAGCCGUCGGAAGCCUUUGGUGAAGUCUACAUCGGUGGAGCUCCUGAGGAGCUUUUAGAAGCGACUCUCAGUGGUGCAGGAUUCAUUGGGUGCAUGGAAGACCUGAUCAUUGAUUCCAAACCAAUUCUACCCCAAGAAUUUCCAGAGCACCACAGCCAUGAACUGGGAUGCAAUAAGAUCGAGUGGUGUAAACCUGAGCCUUGCAACCGCCAUGGACGCUGUGUGGAUUUGUGGACAAGCUACCGCUGUGACUGUGACCGACCAUUCCACAGCGAGAGCUGUACUAAAGAGUUUCAGUCAUGGACCUACAGUCAUGAGGACACAUUGAGCUUCAGCUCCUAUGAUAUCGGAAAAGACCACGGGAACAGCUUUAACGUGUCCUUCUUCCUGAGGUCACUGAAGCAGGAUGGGCUGCUGUUUCAGCUGAGGAGACCUACUCCGGACAAUCAACUGUACUUCUCAAUCUACCUUGGGAUGGGAAGAAUUUUUGUCAGCACCCUGCCCAGCAGCGCUCCGCUGUCAGCACCAAUAUUCGUGACCACCGGUGAGCGGCAGCUUCUACUGGUCGAGGUCCAGCGGGGACAGGUGAUCUUUGAACACGCAGGCCUCCGCUAUAGAAUCGGAGCAGUCCCUGAGGUUAGCGUAAACAGAGGCGACCAGGCUCAUGUGGGGGGACUCCCCAGCCAGUGGGACUCCAGUCCCUGGGGCGGCCACUACAAAGGAUGUCUCCAGGACCUUCGUUUGGAUUCUGUGCAGCUGGAUUUGGAUGCCUGGAACAGUUCAGACGGGGAGAAAGUGUAUCUGCCGAAUGAUGCCGAGAACGUGAAGAGGGGUUGCAUCAGUGACGACACAUGUAAGGGAAAACCUUGUCGCAAUGGCGGAGAUUGUACAAUCACAUUCAAUGACUUUACCUGCACUUGUCCGGAGGACUACACUGGGAAGACGUGUGAAACCCGUGUGUGGUGUGUCAGUGGCCCGUGUGUCAACGGUGGUCACUGUGUGGACCUUCCUGAUGGAUACGAGUGUCUGCACAACGCCACUUUUGAAAACAACCCCGUGCAGUUCAGUGCCGGCAGCUCUCUGGCUGAGCCUGUCGCCUCCAUAUACAUCGAGCUGAGGACUCGGACAGAGAAUGCAGCGGUCCUUCGGGCCACCUGGGGCACUGACCUGCUCUUAGUGGGUCUACUUGAUUCAUCAAUGCGGGUUGAAAUCCACACCGCAAAAGGUGGUGAAGCUCUUGUUGUGACGGGACAGCGGCGGGUUGCUGAUGGCAACUGGCAUCGUGUGAACAUCUUCAUGGCUGAGAGAGAUCGGAAAACAUCCCGGUGGAUCAUCACAGUAGAUGGGAUCACAGAUGUGACCAGCCCUCCGCACCGCACAGGAAGCCUGCAGUUCCUCAACUACAAGGGAGCCAUUUUGAACAUCGCAGAGAGCUUCUCUGGUUGCCUCGGGGCCGUCCGGGUCGGCGGGGUCUACCUUCCGUUUGUGGACGACAACAACGCUCCGCAGCUGUCUCAGUUCCAUUUAGUGGGCAAACCAAAGAUCCAUUUAGGCUGCAGCAGCGCCCCCGUUUGUGAGGCGGAGCCUUGUUUGAAUGGAGCCACGUGCUUGGAUCUGUUUAAUAAGUUUGGUUGCGUGUGCGACUUGGGUUGGGAGGGAGACCAUUGUGACAUCGACACAGACGACUGUGUGUCCCAACCGUGCGUUCAUGGGACUUGCAAGGACUACCUGGCUGGCUUCGAGUGCCAGUGUCACCCUGGCUAUGCCGGCACCAUGUGCGAGGAGGAUAUAGACGAGUGCGAGGACCACGAGUGUGAGCACGGCGGCACAUGCAAAGACGGACUGAAUAUGUACACGUGUGUGUGCCCGAAGAAUUAUCAAGGCCCUCUGUGCCAGUGGAAGUAUCCUCCGUUGCAGUGCGGUAAGGAUGUCCAGUGUGCCAACGACGGAGUCUGCCACGACGGCCAGUGGGGGGCCAACUGCACAUGCAUGGCUGGCUUCACAGGCAGCAGAUGUGAAUCGGAGAUCAACGAGUGCGAGUCAGACCCAUGUCUGAACGGAGGCUCCUGCUUGGACCGAUACAACAUGUUUGUCUGCGAAUGUCCACCAGGCUACAGCGGCCCCACCUGCGACACCAACAAAGAGGCCCAUAAACAAGGAAUCACCUGGUUGAUGAUCGCCAUCCCAUUGCUGUGCUUCUGUGUUGUGAUCCUGAUUUUGGGCUUGACGUUCAUGGUCCUAACGGCCAGGAAGAAGCGUCAGUCGGAAGGCGCCUACAGCCCCAGUGCGCAGGAGCUGGCUGGAGCUCGACUGGAGAUGGACAGCAUGCUCAAAGUACCGCCGGAGGAAAGACUCAUCUGAGAGGCAGUUUCAUUGGGACUGUGGAGGCGCAGGGCUCCAGAUGUUGACCCCUUCACAAGGAGCAUAAGGAUUCUGGGGGAGCGUCACCUCAUUGUUCCCUUCAGUAGCGUACGUGAAGGGUCGGCGUACAUCAAACUCAACUGGGUUCAUCGUGCUGCUUCUUUAUAUACGACGGACCUUUUGGACUUCUCAAGGUGGACCAUCAUGCCCUGGUGGUACUGGUGCUUGAGGCGUUGACAGCAUAAGGACAAUUGCGACUUUGGAUAUAUCAUGAUAUAUCUGAAAUUCCUGUGACCACCAGUGUAAUUCUCAUAUUGAUGAAUUCAGCCUGUUGAUCACGUGACCUCGCCCGAUGUGGGAGGUUUAUUUUACUAAGUGUAACGACCAGCUCUGACACAAGUAGUUCAUGUAAUGAAGAAGCCACAAGACUGAAGUUGGCGAGGAGACAAAUCUCUGUUUAAGCUGGCUGGUCUUCCUGGGAUUCUUCCGAUAUCGAUAUCGGCCGGGAUCAAGUGUUUUAGACACACUGUACAGGUGAACAAGGACGAGGUCAGCAGGGGUCCGCGAGCCGGAACACACUGUACAGUAGAAAGGAAACUGCACUGCAGCAGAACGCACAUUCAUCAGAUAUGAAAGUCAUGGAGAGGCUGCUGAGAGUUGCUCAAGUACACGAUUGCAGCUCCAACUUUGAGAGCCAGAACUAAACCUCCAGAGCACAGAAGAAGUUUGUGAUCUCAUGAUUUACUAGACAGUAAUUCUCACUAACUCUAAUACUUAGCAAGGCUAUGAAUGUAACACACUUCAAAGACAACAGAUUGUACUGUAACCCCCACAGCCAGCAAGGUCUUCAUACACAAGUGCCAUAUCAUGGAGUGAAAACCACGGUCCUCGACACAACCAAACCACCAGCCCAAAGAUAAGCAGUAAUACUAGGGUCAAGCUGUCGAGACUGGUUCAGAGCUGAGAUCCGGUGAACAUCAUCCGACAGGAUGACAGAUUUGUCCGUCAGUCGUCAUAACCACUGGCUGUUUAAUGGAACAGGCAGAGUCGUACCUUUCACACUUCAGUUCAUCUGCCAAAGUGUGUUUGUUCUCAGGAAUGAAAUUUCAAUCGGCAGCAGUGAAUAUCUGGUGUCCUUCCAGGGAUUGUGCAGCAGCUCACUGAAAGUCAAACACCUGCUCUUCAUUCAUCAUUUCUGCAGCGGGCGCCCUCUUUAAAAGGCGCUGACUAAAUAUGUUCACUGUCUAAAUAAUCACAUAUGACAAGGUGGUUUCACUAUAAGAAGCUGUAUGUAGUUUUUUGUUGUUGUUUUUUUUUGCAGGGGGAGGGAUGUAAAUAUUUUUUUAUUUUCCAGGAUUUUUUUUUACCUUUACAGUAGAGUGGGAGGAGUUCCAGGGUCAAAACAAGGACAUAAAAUGCAUUAAGGUUAGAGGAGAACUAAAGGGGUUCACUUCAAAAUGCAACAAAGGAGUAAAAAUAAAGGUCACCCAUUAAUGUUAUUUUUGUUUGAGAACAUCAACAUGUUUUACAACACGGCAAUAAAAUGAGCUGAUGAACCCUCGAAUCACUCUGAUGUUCAAACACUGCGGGAGCUUUAUGAUUUUAUAUUUAUGAGUUUACUAGUGAAAAUGAUUUGGACUACAAAUCAAACAUUGCAUGUAUGACGUCGCAGCAGAAUCCGACAGCUCUGACGCUAAGAUUGAUGUUGAAGGUACUUCAUUAUAAAUUUGCGAUGAGCAUUGUAGUUGGUUACUAGAUAUCACACUAAACCUAAAGUUACUUUUGAUGCCGGUCGAAAAGCAGUGCUCUCACGGCAUUAGAAUGUAUCUUUCAAAUUCAUAGACAUCAUUUGUGAGAGCUAUGGCAUAUUUCAAGACGGAUCAGAAAAUAACUUUCAUCUCUCCAUUGGGUCUGUUCAUAUUUUUAGAUAACUUGAGAAGUAGAUGGUUGUGACUUAGGCUUCCUAUGGCUCUGAAAACGGUCACUUGGGGUCAUUCUUCCUUGAGUGGUUACAAGUGAAAGACAUCUGUGUUCAGGGUUGAAAUCCAGGUUUUCCCCAUUGACAUGUGAUGCCUCGACAAAAACUAGCAUUGCAUUUAUUCGGAGUGACUCGCGAAAACAACGUCAUUGUUUCACAUAUUUAAUUUUGACAAAUGUUCAAAACCACAUUGGGGACAACACAGGCCAAUGAAGGCUGUUUUUCUCCUCAGAAUUAACCAAAAUGAAUGAAGGCCUUAGCAAUCAAGAAACAUAUGAAGCCACCAAAAGCACCUGCAGGAGAAAUGACUGCAUGAAGGAAUUGAGUCACUUUUGAAGUAACAGGAUCAAGUACAACGCCACUGAAGCAGCAGCUUCAUCGUGAAUGCUUACGUCAGCACAAUAGAGGCUAUUUUUGUAAAUAACUUUUUCUAAGGCUCUACAAAUCUAGUGCUAAGUUCAUUAGCUAAUAAGGCAGGUGACACAAAGGGUGGCAGUGCACGGAACACGAGUUGCAGUUUAGUGGCAAGAGGACGAAUAUUGGCAUUGAACAUCUUGUAGCGAAGGCCCUGUGUGUAAUGGCAUAAAAGACGGUGCAUCUGUGGGGGGUGGAAUACACAGCCAUCUGAUGAACACAUAAGCGCAUCAUGGGUCAGGACCCGCAGUGUUUUUCCAAACGCUAAUGUUUACGAGCAGCACAAUGGAGUUAAAGGGAAAAAAAAGUUGUAUCACAAGUUAAAAACUGCAUUAAACAGAUUGAAAUAUAUUACUUACAGUGCAUUAAAAAAUAGUUCAUAUUUCAGCCAGGUGACUUCUAACACAUGUAAGACAUGUAUUGGCCACCAGGGGCAGCAAACACAACAGGAAGCAAUAGAAAUGACACGACCAAAAAUUGUUUACAUUAAAGGCGAAGAUUUAGACUUGGAAGUCUAAUACUCCUCAAUUACGGAGAUGUUGACUCAAGUUAAAAACGGUAUGAGAUUGUCUUCUGGUAAGUAUGUUCAUGUUUUUGGAGGCCUUACUUAAUGCGAGUACAUUCAAAAGCUGAUAUUUCUUCUAAUGCGACCAUAGAAAAAGAAGUCGAUAUUAAACAGUUGAUGUUCCAUAACAGUGACAUUCGGUGAUUGUUUUGGUUUUCUAAAGUGAACAGCGGCCUGAAGCGGCAAUUCUCAGUGGAGAGACGAUAACUUUUUAGGGACAGAGUUGAAGUAAAACAUCUGAUAUGUCAAGAUAAAAAAGAAAACAAAUACUUUUUUCUGACAUUUGGAAUCACAUUUUGAUGAGCAUUUAUAAGCUUAAAAAGAGACCUCAAUUUUGAAUCCAUCAAUCUCAACCUGGUUCUUCCUCUACACCUGUGAAAGCUACUGUUCUAAUACUAAAACAAGCAAGUGCCACAUUGAUUUCUCAAAAGGUCCUGAUGCAGUCAAGGGGAGAGUCUUUCGCUGUCGUGGAGAGAAACUACUAGUGCAUAUUCACAGGUCUCAGUCAAAUGUUUCCCACCUCCGCCGAAGGUCCUCCACCUUCUUUUUUGUGGGGGUCGCAGGCUUGGCUAUUGUGAGCAGGUCACCAAAAGGGUCCCGAGUCAAGUGGCUGCUCCCCUCUGCUUGAGGUGGCUUUUCAAAAAUGUUCUGAACAGCAGGGGGCAGAGCUGUGGAGUCUGCCAGACUGGAGAGUGCGUUGUUGCUCGCGGAUGAGUGAGGGAGGGCGGCGGCUGAGGAAGGGAAGACUGACUGAAGCGCUCCAUAGUUCGAGGGCAGGGUAGAACUAACUGGUGAAUGCUGGCGAUAGAGUCCCGGGUGUGUGGGGUACGACUGCGAUGGUGGGUUUGAGUGCAAGUAGGACCCGGUCUGCGGAGCAUAGGCUGCACUAAAAGGGUUCCCACCGAUGGUGGGAGGAAACUGCAUUUGAGGGGAGGUUCGCUGAAGAGACUGGGUAAAGGGAUUGAGCGAUGUCUGGGGAUGAACCGGGAAAGAAGGCAAGGCCUGAGGGAAAGACCUGAGCGGAAGUGCUGGUUUGCAGGUCGACAAACCAUCCCCUCCGUAGAUUGCUGUGGAGUGGGAGGAAGUGUGGAGGGGGUCAAGAAGACUAAUGAGAUCUAAACUGUCCUCAGUGACCUUGUGAGGCUUCAGCAUGUCUCCCUCUGAACUCAUGAUGAGGGCUUGCCUAAAUUCCUGCCCACCUGCUGUAGUCCUCCCCUCACACAGGCCUGCUGCUCUGGAGGGUGGCGGGAUUAAAGGGGGCGCCAGGACCGAGCCAAGCUCCGGAGUCUUCCUUCCAUGGGGACGAGGGAUGGUGAUGUUUCCUGAAGCGGACGGAUCUGGCGGCUCUGAGCUUUGGCUGAAGAAGUCAUUGCUGGGUGGAAAGGCUUCCGUCUGAACAGGAAGCUGUACAGAAGGUGGUCUGGAGGGCAGACCCUCAGGCACCUCUUCCUUCUUGCUUCCCAGCUUGUUGUAUGGGUUUGACAGCUUUAAGCCAGGUAGCGUCCGAGAGUGUUCGCUUAGGUCCAUUCUCUGCCAACACGCAAAAAAAUUAAAAAAUGAGUCUUACAGUAUUAGCUUUAGUAUCGAGUAUGAGGGACGGACAGCUGACCUGGUAUGUGAAUUUGGUUUUCAGCUCAUCUGCAUCUUUGGGAGUCCUCAGAUCCUCCAGACUUUUGGCCAGAGUGAUGGGCUGACUCUCGGGCUCAUCCUGGCAGCCGAAAAUGUCACUCAGUAGGUUGAUAUUGGAGAACUUCUCCAUCAGAGGGCUCGGCGGAGCAGUCUGACUUUCCGCUCCGACAUCAUGGUCUGCUUCAGCCAGCUCAGACUCUUUCAGGGAGCGAUACGGUUGUGGCCUGCAGGGACAGGGGAAACCAUUAACUCUGACCACCAGGGGGCGCUCGUUGGUCCACCUUUCAGAAGACACAUGAAAGCUAGCGCCAAUGGUUCAUUAUCACGGUUUGAACAGAUUUUAACAGAUGAAAACUUUAAAAAAUUAUACUGGCAUUUGAGACUAAUUCAGGUUGAUCAGGUUGUUGUUUAUGUCUGUCAUCAGUUUUCACAUGCAUCAUCAAACUUUGAUCAGACCCAUGCAACAUAAAGUGACCUUAGUUUUUCCACAUCAUUCAAAUCUAAUCAAAGUCCAGUAUUUCCUGUCUUGUAUUCAUGGUCGAUCACCUUGAAGUCAUUUACUGUGCUGCAGUAUCACACACAGGGCACUCUUUCCUGCUGACUUUACAGAAUCCAUUCAUCCCUGCAAUGAUUUCACCAAUGUAUAAAACACAAAAACUGACUUUGGAGAGCGUUUCCAGUCAUGCCGCGCCCUACUACGAUAAGUCUAUUGAAUUUGGAGUCCAAAUGUGAAUCUACUGCAGACAGUUUUCCUCCAUCAUCAAUGAUUUGACAUCUCAGGGUUAUUUAUAAAAAGUUGUUACAGGGAAUACACUUGUGAUGGAGCAAUAAAUUCUAGCCUAUCGUUUCAGUACAGACGUUUUUCAUUGAUCAUUAGGGCAUUUACUAUAACAUUAUUUCUGCAUGUUGUAUAAGACCGCCAUCUACUGAGCAUCAUUGAAGAUGAAGUUCAGAGAUGUAGAGAAAAUACAUUCAAUGUAUUUCGCCUUGGACCUUAAAGGCUCCAUGAACUUCCUUUUCUAAAUCUAAAUACGUGUUACCACCCUACCAGAUAGUGCGCCUUUAAUGCAGCAGCUUAUAAUAAACCUGAUUCAUUCCAGCAGGCGGCGCCAUUAUAAACCACUACUACCAUCCCUAUAGAUUUCACUAAUAACCAAAAAGAAAACCUAACAAUUUGGUUAAUGAAGUACAAACGAGUGACAUUUCAGUCAGAAUAGAAAAGUGCAUACAGAGGAGACCACUCGAAAGGGACUGAGAAGAGAAAGCUGUCGGGAAGUGCAGAGACGGAGUCAUCGUCGAACUGGAGCUCGUCCCCGGACGAAUCUUCAGAUAGAAAAACUGUAUAAUGACGGGUAGGUCGGAUAGAACUUGGAAGAGAACAAGCAGGAGAUGAGGACAGGGAGGUGAAAGACAGCAAGAAGAAAGUUAAAGGUUAGUGACCGGAAGUUAACAAGCUAUUUUAUUAUAAGGUGGCUUGUCGUAACUGCUCAAAGUUCCUGCCUGCCCUUUCAAUAAAAGACUAGUUUAACGUUGGUGAAAGUGUUGCAUUUGCAGGGUAACACAGUAAUACUGCCAUUGCAUUAUAUUACAAGGAUUAAACCAGGCGCAGCUUUGGAACUGUGCAGUACUGGAUUUAGGAUUUCAACAAAAAGAAUCCAGGGUAGAAGAUGUAGAAAAAGAAAACUCUGACGCAUUGAACAAUUGUCUUUUUUUUCUGGUGUGAGUAUGUAGAGAUGGUUGCUAGUAACACAUUACCCUCAGUUUGCAGUGGUUUGAGUAUAAACUAUUAGAUUAUACGCAAUGACAACUGUUAGGUCAUAAAUGUAACAGUAAUCUGAAAGUUGUUAAUAAGAUUUCCUCUGAAUUAGAAACAAGGUUGAAAAAUACGACCAGGUGACAAAAUGAUACAGAAAUUGCUGAAAUAGACCUGAGCUCACUUCUCAACGCUGCUCUCCAGAUUCACAUUACUGCUUGGCCUCUUCAACAGCAUGGGUUGUCGUGCCUGUGAGAAGAACCCAUGAAUACGACAUACUUCAGAGCGUCUGACAACAUGUGUAUUUUGCUGCCGUGAUCCUUAUGUACCUGACCAAAGUGCAUUGUGAUUGGCCGGUUGUCGUCCCAGGUGGGGAGGGGAUCCUCCUUUCCGAUUGUGGUGGUGGAGUUGAGACAUGUAGGGUCGUCAUCAUCGAUGACAGUUGAGCCCACAGAGAAGCCAUUUUCUGCAUGCUCCUGAAGGUUAAGGGCAAAGGGUGGACAUGGAUGAAAGGUGUGAGGGUAAAGAAGAGGGACGGGGAGGGAGGCGGUACGUUGUGGCUGAGGUAAGGCAGUCAGAUUCGAAAAGGUUAAGACUUUUAAACAUUAGAAAAACGCAGAAUUAAAGAAGUUGUAAUGUUCAUUAAUUCCGUCAUAUGUCAGGUAAAAUUUUAAAGACCAAUAAUAAAAACAAACAAACCUUUUGUUUUAAGCGACUUUUCACUUCCUUGAUGCCCAUCUUUGCAUGGUCUUUGGCCUAACACAAAACAACACAAUGAGAGCAAAUUUGAAGGCAUGCAGGUGCAGAGGCACAAGUCAUCGGUGAACUUACAAACUUGUAAACGUUCUUCAUGGCAGGGUUUGCUUUUGUCUUCACUGUGUUGAAGAUGGCCCCACCCCCUUUCUGUCAGGAGAAAGUGGUAUGUUAAAGCAGGGUCGGUUUUAUCAUUCCUUUUAGCUUUUAGACAUUUAUAAACUCGUCAUAGCUGGCAAGCAAAUACCUUACCAUGUUCAAAACAAAGUCUAAGUCGUAUAAUGAUUAUUUUAGAUUCUUUUUCACAAUGCCCUCAGGUAACUUUACAACAGGGUUAAGAAGGUUUUCAUGUUCUAUUUAGGUUGUGUGACCUGGCUUUCCCAAUAUGGGCAUUUCUCUGACAUUUGGUAAAUUACCAUCGUAGACCGUACGGCUUCCUCAGGAAAUCCUGCCACAUAGUGCCACAGGUGACCUUCCGUUUAAAUAGGCUUUCUUUUUCAUCAAAGUCACAUUACUACUUUAUUUUAUGUCCCCUUAAGGCUUUGUUGAUUAAACUCUCUACAGAGGUCUGUACUUUCAUCCAAACUUGACAAACUCUGUUUUUCAACUAGAGCUAGAAAAUAUACAGUUUGACAGUUCUCUCGCACAGGAUUAUGUACGGCUUUUCUUGAAGGAGGAACGAGGAGUCACAGUUCCUCUUUAUAAUCUGAGUGACAUGGUACAAUGCACAAUCUUUCCGACUCAUCACAGGUGGCAAUUAAAGUAAGUGGAUGCAAAUGAAUGCUCGACUCUCAAGAGUGUGCCACUAGAGUGAUGCAGCUUUUUCUCACACAUAUAAACAAACAUUUCAAAAUUACAUUAUUAUCAUACCUAUAUUGAGUUAAAUCUUAAACCUUGUCUACGCACACAGUUUGGUCUCUAUCUAUUCGGAAAAUGCAUGGAGAUACCCUUUCUCGUGAAUUGGUGCCAAUGUACACUGAACACUAACUUUCAAUAAAAUAUUUCAGUAAAUUUAUCUGAAUUUCACCAGUCACAUCUCACUACCACUGCUGUAGACAAGUUACUGAGACACAGAGAAUGGUGCUAUGUCUCCACCACGAUAGCCAUGAGAUAAGAAAUAAAGGUACAUUUCGAAGAUCCAUUUCUCAGUAAAUUG